Messenger RNA from Lemur catta (Ring-tailed lemur), 9123 nucleotides. RefSeq names its product ankyrin repeat domain containing 11 (gene ANKRD11). Lineage: Eukaryota; Metazoa; Chordata; Mammalia; Primates; Lemuridae. The transcript is spliced from 13 exons. The coding region runs from base 337 to 8289 and encodes 2650 amino acids. The record is from RefSeq and is a predicted model, not a curated record. Gene Ontology annotation, biological process: anatomical structure morphogenesis. Gene Ontology annotation, cellular component: nucleus. Gene Ontology annotation, molecular function: protein binding.
AUGCUGAAGGGCCUCCAGGUAGAGGAGAGUGGGGGGCGGGGGCCAGGUGGGGCUGGUGAGGAAGGUGAACCAAAGGGAGAGUUUAGGUUUUAUCCUGAGUGAGGCAGGAGGUCCACAGAGGAUGCAGAACACUUUGGCAAAGACUGAUGACUGUAUUCUGAGAUUUCUGUCAAGUGCCACCCACACCCAGAACAUACACAGCCCUGCUCUGGGACACGCCUCUGUGGGAUUUAAUACACAGUCCUCGUCAGCGUUGACUUUGAGCUAUGGAAUCGCAGACGGUUGACGACGAGGCGGCGGGAGUGUGAAUGACGACCGGCUGAGCGCGGCAGAACGAUGCCCAGAGGUGGGUGUUCUAAGACACCACAGCAGGAAGAAUUUCCCCUCGGCAACGACAUGGUGGAGAAACAAACUGGGAAAAAGGAUAAAGAUAAAGUUUCUCUAACCAAGACCCCGAAGCUGGACCGCAGCGAUGGCGGCAAGGAGGUGAGGGAGCGUGCCACCAAGCGGAAGCUGCCCUUCCCCGUGGGGGCCAAUGGAGAGCAGAAGGACUCGGACACAGAGAAGCAGGGUCCUGAGCGGAAGAGGAUUAAGAAGGAGCCGGUCACCCGCAAGGCCGGGCUGCUGUUUGGCGUGGGGCUGUCUGGGAUCCGAGCUGGCUACCCGCUCUCCGAGCGCCAGCAGGUGGCUCUUCUCAUGCAGAUGACAGCUGAGGAGUCUGCAAACAGCCCAGUAGACACAACACCAAAGCACCCCUCCCAGUCUGCAGUGUGCCAGAAGGGGACGCCCAGCUCGGCCUCCAAGACCAAAGACAAGGUGAACAAGAGGAACGAGCGAGGAGAGACCCGCCUGCACCGGGCCGCCAUCCGGGGGGACGCGCGGCGCAUCAAGGAGCUCAUCAGCGAGGGGGCGGACGUCAACGUCAAGGACUUCGCGGGCUGGACGGCGCUGCAUGAGGCGUGUAACCGGGGCUACUACGAUGUCGCAAAGCAGCUGCUGGCGGCGGGCGCGGAGGUGAACACCAAGGGCCUGGACGACGACACGCCUUUGCACGAUGCCGCCAACAACGGGCACUACAAGGUGGUGAAGCUGCUGCUGCGCUACGGAGGGAACCCUCAGCAGAGCAACAGGAAGGGCGAGACGCCAUUGAAAGUAGCCAAUUCCCCAACCAUGGUGAACCUCCUGCUGGGCAAAGGCACCUACACGUCCAGUGAAGAGAGCUCGACGGAGAGCUCAGAAGAGGAAGACGCCCCCUCCUUCGCACCCUCCAGUUCCGUGGACGGCAACAACACGGACUCUGAGUUUGAAAAGGGCCCCAAGCACAAGGCCAAGAAUCCAGAGCCGCAGAAAACGGUGACCCCCGUCAAGGACGAGUACGAGUUUGACGAGGAUGACGAGCAGGACAGGGUCCCUCCAGUGGACGACAAGCACUUGCUAAAAAAGGACUACAGGAAAGAGGCCAAGUCAAGUAGUUUCGUUUCUAUACCCAAAAUGGAAGUUAAAAGUUACACUAAAAACAAUACGAUUGCACCAAAGAAAGCGUCCCAUCGCAUCUUGUCAGACACGUCGGACGAGGAGGACGUGAGCGCCGCCGUGGGGACGGGGGAGAAGCUGAGGCUCUCGGCGCACACGAUGCUGCCUGGCAACAAGACGCGAGAGCCGGCAAGUGCCAAGCAGCAGAAGGAGAAAAACAAAGUGAAAAAGAAGCGAAAGAAGGAAACAAAAGGCAAAGAGGUUCGGUUUGGAAAGAGGAACGACAGGUUCUGCUCCUCGGAGUCCGAGAGCGAGUGCUCGGAGAGCGAGGAGGACGACAGGGGCUCCGUGGGGAGCUCCAGCUGCCUCAAGGAGUCCCCCCUGGUGCUGAAGGACCCCUCCCUGUUCAGCUCCCUGUCCGCCUCCUCCACCUCGUCCCACGGGAGCUCCGCAGCCCACAAGCCCAACCACACGGACCAGCACGCCAAGCACUGGCGGACAGACAAUUGGAAAACCAUUUCUUCCCCUGCCUGGUCUGAGGUCAGCUCUUUAUCGGACUCCACAAGGACGAGACUGACCAGUGAGUCUGAUUACUCCUCUGAGGGCUCCAGCGUGGAGUCGCUGAAGCCGGCGCGGAAGAAGCCGGAGCACAGGAAGAGGGGCGGGCUGCAGAGCGCCCUGUGCGAGAAGAAGAACUCCUUCCACCCCGCCGUGGACGGCGUCAUCCCCAAGCUGGACAAGGAGGGCAAAGUCAUCAAAAAACACAAAACAAAACAUAAACACAAAAACAAGGAGAAAGGACAGUGUUCGGUCAGUCAGGAGCUUAAAUUGAAAAGUUUUACUUACGAGUAUGAGGACUCCAAACAAAAACCAGAGAAGGCUAUACUUUUAGAUAACGAUAUUUCCACUGAAAAUAAGUUAAAAGUAUUAAAGCACGACAGAGACCAUUUUAAGAAAGAGGAGAAACUUAGCAAAAUGAAAUCAGAAGAAAAAGAAUGGCUCUUUAAAGAUGAGAUGAUAAAAGUCUCCAAGGAGGAAAAGUCCCUAAGGAGAAUCAAAGACAUGAACAAAGACGUUGGCAGGUCUUUCCGAGAAGAGAAAGACCGUUUGAAUAAAGCGGAGAAGGAGAAAUCUGUGAAGGAGAAGUCUCCGAAAGAAGAAAAGCUGAGACUCUACAAAGAGGAAAGAAAGAAAAAGUCAAAAGACCGGCCCUCAAAAUUAGAGAAAAAGAAUGAUUUAAAAGAGGACAAAAUUUCAAAAGAGAAGACUUUUAAAGAAGAUAAAGACAAACUCAAAAAAGAAAAAGUUUAUAGAGAAGACUCUGCUUUUGAUGACUAUUGUAACAAAAACCAGUUUCUGGAGAACGAAGACACCAAAUUCAGCCUUUCCGACGACCAGCAGGAAAGGUGGUUUUCCGACUUGUCCGAUUCAUCCUUUGAUUUCAAAGGGGAGGACAGUUGGGACUCGCCAGUGACGGACUACAGGGACAUCAAAAGUGACUCUGUGGCCAAGCUGAUCUUGGAGACGGUGAAGGAGGACAGCCGGGAGCGGAGGCGAGACAGCCGGAACCGGGAGAAGCGAGACCACCGAGACGCCUUCUUCCGAAGGAAGGACAGGGACUACCUGGAUAAGAACUCCGAGAAGAGGAAAGACCAGGCGGAAAAGCAUAAAGGCCUGUCCAGCUACCUUUCAGAAAAGGACAAGAAGAGGAGAGAGUCUGCAGAGGGCGGGCGGGACCGGAAGGACCUGCUGGAGGGGGCCAAGGAGCGCAAGGACGGCCGAGCGAAGCCGGACGAGGUGCACCGGGAGGACCCCCGGGAGCACGGCUGCGAGGGCAUCUUCAAGGACAAGUCCGACUGCGACUGCGGCAAGAGCCUGGAGCCCUGGGAGAGGCACCACCCCGUGAGAGAGAGGGAGAGGAAGGAGAUCCCCGAGAAGGAGAGGAAGGAAAAAAUGAAACCAGAGAAAUACAAAGAUAAGUCCGGCGACAAGGACAAAAAUGAAAAAUCUAUCCUUGAAAAAUGUCAGAAGGACAAAGAAUUUGAUAAAUGUUUUAAAGAGAAAAAAGAUGCCAAGGAAAAGCAUAAAGACAUACAUGGCAAAGAAAGAAAAGCAUCUCUUGACCAAGGGAAAGAAAAAAAAGAGAAGACUUUCCCUGGAAUUAUCUCAGAAGACUUCUCGGAAAAGAAAGACGAGAAGAGGGGUAAAGAGAAAAGCUGGUACAUCGCAGACAUCUUCACAGACGAGAGCGAGGACGACAAGGACGAGUACGUGGCCAGCGGGUUCAAGCUCGGCGAGGCCGGCGAGGCGCAGCGGGACGGGCCGCAGGAGCGGGAGGACGCCAGGGAGCCCUGCGCCGCCGACAGGCACAGGAAGUCCUCGGACAAGCAGCACUCGGACAGGCAGAGGGACAGGGAGCCCAGAGACAAGCGCAAGGACAGGGGGGCUGCCGAGGGUGGCAAGGACAGAAAGGAAAAGCUCUUCGACAAGCACAAGGAGAAGAAGGAUAAAGAGUCCGCAGAAAAACACAAGGACAGGAAAGACAGGGUGUCGGUGGACUCCACCCAAGAAAAGAAAAACAAACAGAAGCUCCCUGAGAAGGUCGAAAAGAAACACUCUACUGAAGACAAGGCUAAAAGCAAGCAUAAGGAGAAGUCGGACAAAGAACAUUCCAAAGAAAGGAAGUCUUCGAGAGCCACCGACACGGAGAAGAGCUUGCUGGAGAAGCUGGAGGAGGAGGCGCUCCACGAGUUCCGGGAAGACUCCAACGACAAGACCAGCGAGGUCUCGUCCGACAGCUUCACGGACCGCGGGCAGGACGCGGGGCUGAGCACCCUGCUGGAGGUGUCCUUCGCGGAGCCGGCCCUGGAGGACAAGGUCCGGGAGGGCGGCUGCCUCCCCGAGAGGCUGAAGGAGAAGGAGAGACACCGGCACUCCUCGUCAUCGUCCAAGAAGAGCCACGACCGGGAGCGAGCCAGGAGGGAGAAGGCCGAGAAGAGAGAGAAGAGCGAGGACUUCAAGGACCUCGGCAGCAGGAAGGACUCCGGCCAGUGCGAGAAGGACUUCCUGGACGGCGACGCGUUUGCCGUUUCCUACGCUGUGAAAACCGAAAUAGAAGAUGACUUGGAUAAAACCAUUGAAUUGUUUUCUACCGAAAAGAAAGACAAAAACGAUUCUGAAAGAGAACCUUCCAAGAAAAUAGAGAAGGAGCUGAAGCCUUACGGAUCUAGUGCCGUCAACACCCUGCGGGAGAAGAAGAAGAGGGACAGGCACCGGGAGAGGUGGCGCGACGAGCGGGAGAGGCCCCGUGACAAGCAUGCGGACGGGUUCCUGCGGCACCACAAGGAGGAGCCGAAGCCCGCGGCCAGGGACAAGGACAACCCGCCCGGCGCCUGCAAGGACAAGUGCAGGGACGAGGGCCUGAAGCCGGGCGAAGCCAGACUGAAGGAGAGACUCAAGGAGGGCACGGAGAAGGACAAGGGCGACGCAGGGAGGGUCAGCAACGGCAGCGAGAGGCUGGUGCCGCCCAAGGACCCGGGCAAGAGGGACGCGAGGCCCAGGGAGAAGCUGCUGGGCGACGGGGACUUGAUGAUGACCAGCUUCGAGAGGAUGCUGUCCCAGAAGGACCUGGAGAUCGAGGAGAGGCACAAGAGGCACAAGGAGAGGAUGAAGCAGAUGGAGAAGAUGCGGCACCGGUCUGGGGACCCCAAGCUCAAGGAGAGGCUGAAGCUGGCGGAGGACGGGCGCAAGAAGGGGCUGGACGCCCCCUCCAAGAAACCGCCGGGGCAGGACCCUCCGUUUAAAGACAGGAAGCUCAAGGAGUCGGCUCCAGCGCCCACCGCUGCCGAAAAUAAGCUACACCCGGGACCAGCCGCGGACUCCAAAGACUGGUUCGCGGGGCCCCACGUGAAAGAGGUCCUGCCCGCCUCUCCCAGGCCCGAGCAGAGCCGGCCCACCGGGGUGCCCACCCCCACGUCGGUGGUGUCCUGCCCCAGCUACGAGGAGGUGAUGCACACGCCCCGGACCCCGUCCUGCAGCGCCGACGACUACCCCGACCUGGUGUUCGACUGCGCCGACUCCCAGCACUCGCUGCCCGUCUCCGCCACCCCCGCCAGCGCCUGCUCCCCCUCCUUUCUCGACAGGUUCUCUGUGGCUUCCGGCGGGCUCUCGGAGAACCCCGGCCAGACCCCCACGAGGCCCCUCUCCACAAACCUUUACCGCUCCGCGUCCGUGGACAUCAGGAGGACCCCCGAGGACGAGUUCAGCGCUGGGGACAAGCUCUUCAGGCAGCAGAGUGUCCCUGCCUCGGCCGGGUACGGCUCCCCCGGGCAGCACCUGCUGGAGGACAAAGCCACCCUGCCCCCGGUGCCCGCAGACAAGUUUGCGUGCCUGUCCCCAGGCUGUUACUCCCCGGACUACGGCGUCCCGUCCCCGCGAGUCGAGGCUCUGCACUGCCCACCCACGGCUGUCGUCACCGUCACCCCAACCCCAGAUGGGGUCUUCUCGAGUUUACAAGCAAAAUCCUCCCCUCCUCCCAGAGGGGAGCUGUUGGCCCCCUCCCUCGAAGGGGCCCUUCCCCCGGACCUGGGCCUCCCUCUGGACGCCACGGAGGACCAGCAGGCCACAGCUGCCAUCAUCCCCCCGGAGCCCAGCUACCUGGAGCCCCUGGACGAGGGCCCGUUCAGCACCGUCAUCACCGAGGAGCCCGUGGAGUGGGUCCACCCCGCCGAGCAGGCUCUCGCUUCCGGCUUGGUCGCGAGCGCCUCCGAAAACCCCGUCAGCUGGCCCGUGGGGCCGGACAUUUUGCUCAAGUCUCCACAGAGAUUCCCAGAGUCCCUGCACCCUGCCACCCCAGGGCCUUUCGGCACCUCCGAGCCCCCGUACCCAGUCUCGCCCGUCUCAUACCCUUUGCCCGUCACCGAGCCGGGACUGGAGGAGGUCAAGCACGGCUGCGUGGACGUGGUCCCCGCCGCUGUCCCCACCGCGGAAGAAGCAGCUCCUUAUGCCCCCCCUUCCCGGCUGGAGUCCUUCUUCAGCAACUGUAAGUCCCUUCCGGAAGCCCCCCUUGACGUGGCCCCCGAGCCCGCCUGUGUAACCACGGCGACCCAGGUGGGAGCCCUGGGGCCCCUGGAAAGCAGCUUCCUGGACAGCGGCCACAACCUGUCUGUGUCUGCCCUUGGCCAGGUGGAGCCCGUGCCCUGGGCCGACGCCUUCGCCACCUCCGAGGACGACCUGGACCUGGGGCCCUUCUCCCUGCCGGAGCUUCCUCUUCAGGCUAAGGAUGUUUCCGAUGUUGAAACGGAGCCUGUGGAAGAGAGUCUUGCUCCUCCGGAAAAGACUCCUCCAGGGGCCCCCGUGGUCGUGAAAGGUGGGGACGUCCCUGCACUGGUGGCCGAGGAACAGCCAGCACCGCCUCCCGCGCCGGCGUCCGCCCCGCUGCCCGUGGAGCCCGAGCCCGUGGCAGAGGCAGAGCUGGGCGUGGCCCCGGAGGCCACGGCAGAGGCAGAGACUGUGCCGGAAGAGAAGGCCUCGGAGGACGUGGCCGCCAGCUCAGGGCCCGCGCCCAUCCCCCCCGAACAGCACCCGCUAGGGGGUGGGGAGGACGGGGCUGAGGCUGAAGAGCCCCCCGCCGCCUCCCCCCGUGCCCCAGACAGCCCUGCCGUGGACAGCACGGUGCGGGUGCACACUGCGGACGGUGCCGGUGCCCAGGACAGCGUGGCCCCCGGCCCGGCCGAAGGCCCCCCGGGCAGUGCCCAGCCGGAAGCUGCAGAACCAGAACCAAAACCUACAGCCGAAGCCCCGAAGGCCCCCAGAGUGGAGGAGACCCCCCAGCGCAUGACCAGGACGCGGGCGCAGAUGCUGGCCAACCAGAGCAAGCAGAGCACGCCGCCCCCCGAGAAGGAGCUGGGCCCGGCUGCCCCGGCCGCCAGGGCGCGGGGCCGCGUGUGCGAGGACGAGGACGCCCAGGCCCAGCACCCGCGCAAGCGGCGCCUGCAGCGCUCGGGCCAGCAGCUGCAGCCACUGAGCACGUCCACGCGGCAGACGCGGGAGGUGAUCCAGCAGACGCUGGCCGCCAUCGUGGACGCCAUCAAGCUCGACGACAUCGAGCCCUACCACAGCGACCGGUCGAACCCGUACUUUGAGUACCUGCAGAUCCGGAAGAAGAUCGAGGAGAAGCGCAAGAUCCUGUGCUACAUCACGCCACAGGCGCCUCAGUGCUACGCCGAGUACGUCACCUACACGGGCUCCUACCUCCUGGACGGCAAGCCGCUGAGCAAGCUCCACAUCCCCGUGAUUGCGCCCCCUCCCUCCCUGGCGGAGCCCCUGAAGGAGCUCUUCAAGCAGCAGGAGGCAGUCCGGGGGAAGCUGCGUCUGCAGCACAGCAUCGAGCGGGAGAAGCUGAUCGUGUCCUGUGAGCAGGAGAUCCUCCGCGUCCACUGCCGGGCCGCCAGGACCAUCGCCAACCAGGCCGUGCCGUUCAGCGCCUGCACCAUGCUGCUGGACUCGGAGGUCUACAACAUGCCGCUGGAGAGCCAGGGUGACGAGAACAAGUCCGUGCGGGACCGGUUCAACGCGCGUCAGUUCAUCUCCUGGCUCCAGGACGUGGACGACAAGUACGACCGCAUGAAGACCUGCCUCCUGAUGCGGCAGCAGCACGAGGCCGCGGCCCUCAACGCCGUGCAGAGGAUGGAGUGGCAGCUGAAGGUGCAGGAGCUGGACCCCGCCGGGCACAAGUCCCUGUGCGUGAACGAGGUGCCCUCCUUCUACGUGCCCAUGGUCGACGUCAACGACGACUUCGUGCUGCUGCCAGCGUGACACCCAGUGAGGGCCGCGCGAUCCGCUGCGUGCUGCUGCUGAGCCCUGGAGGAGCACAGUGUCCACCCGACAGGGACACCCCAGACACCACCUUGGCCAUGGCGUCUCCGUCCCUCCAGACUGGCCCGGGCGUCAGCGAGGUGGGACACGUCUUUGCUCUGACACCAGCUGCUGCGGGGCCAGGCCCCGGCGCACAGUCUGCCAGCCAGGCCGGGGAGGAGGCCACGCAGACUCGGCGGCUUCCGUCCCCGAGAACGGUGGCCCUCGGCCCUGCGUUCAGCCGACUGCAGAGGCGUUUCAGGAGCUGCAGGACAGAGCGCAUUUUUAGAAUUUCCUGUUCCAUUCUGAUCCGCUAAAGGAAAUAAAAAGUUAAGGCGUCCACCUCACAGUGACCUCCAGGUCAGAGGGCAGGAGAGCGUCCCGGCCGUGCUCUUGUUGCCGUGGAGCUGCCGCUGGCCUCAGACCGGGACGGGGACGCUGAGCAGGAGCCGGCCGCGCCCCGCCUGGCCCAGAGGGAGUGAGCCGGACUCUCGAUAGUGUUUUUAAUGGAGUCAAAUCCACGUGGUUUGUAUAUUUUUCCUUUAAUCUUGGGCAUUUUGUUUCUCUUUCUGAGAACAUAACUUGAAACACUACAGAGCCAAUAAUCAUAUAAAAAGUGUAUCCGUAAACGCUGUACAGUUUUAUAUACAUUCACAAUGUACUUUUGCUGCCUUCUAGAUAAUUUAUUUUGCAACACAUUACUGCACAGUUGUAAAUAACUUAUGUACUGUAACAUCACUCUCAGUUAUGUGUAAAGAAAUAAAUUAAUUAAAAUGCUCUUGUACAUGUACAGUC